This is a messenger RNA of Pocillopora meandrina, 717 nucleotides long. NCBI's taxonomy places the organism in Eukaryota, Metazoa, Cnidaria, Anthozoa, Scleractinia, Pocilloporidae. The record is from the annotation of a GenBank genome assembly.
AUGGCUUCUAAGGAAUUUUUAUGCUUUCUUUUCGUCUGUUUCUUUACCUUGGGAAGUGCUACCUACUGUACCUUCAAAAGCGAUUGUUCCUAUAGUGAGUCCUGUUGUUCAGAUGGAGUCUGUAGAGAGAGAUGUUACUACUGUUCGUCCGACGGCGAGUGUGGGACGAACGAACAAUGCUGUGAUAACAAAUGCAUCAGUAGUUGGUCCACUUGUUCCUGUUCGUCCACCCUCGAUUGUGGCAUUGGUGAGCAGUGCUGUAGUAGCACAUGCAUUAGUAGUUCGUCUUCUUGUUACUGUACGUACGACUCCGAUUGUGACGUUGGAGAGGAUUGUUGUGGGGGAGUUUGUUCGUCAUCAUACUGUGGUUGGAGCGGCGGAGCUAUUGCAGGCGCUAUUAUCGGCACAAUUAUUUUCUUCGCAAUCAUCAUUUCCAUUGUGUCUUGUCUCUGCUGUGCUUGUUGCCCCUACUACCGCUAUCGUACACCCGGUACUGUGAUCGUCACCGGCCAACAGCCACAACAGAUCGUCUCAACUCAUACACACAUGUCUACGCAACAAGUACAUCCUCCUCCGCCGGUGAACUACAAUCAGCCUCCUCUAGCUGGUUACAACCCGCCUCCUCAAGGCUUUAAUCAGGCUCCUCCGCCUUACCCGAGCUAUCCACCGCCAUCAAACCAAUAUCCUCCACCGCCGGGACAAGCUCAAGCGGCGCCG